GUCAUAUGAGUACUAUAUUCAUACAUUACUUGACAAUAAGUUAUAAAGAUGAAGGCAGAACCGAUUGACGUUAUGAUAGAAUUUAUUGGUAUUAUGAACAUUUAUACCACUUUACUGGAAGCUGAAUAUUUACCAAUUUUGACCGAAAUUUUGAAUUUUUCUGAUGUUUUGCAAACGGAAAACUCAAGGAAAACAAAAGGGAAUAUCAUGUAUUCGGCAGUGCGAAUUACGGGAGGAUCUCUUAUAAUUGCUGGAAUUGCUUUAUCUCCCGUAUCGUUUGGGACUUCCAAUUGUCUAACAAUAGCCGGAUGUACUUUGACCGGCGGGUCUACCAUUGCAAGCAUUUCGCAUUCUCUUUCAUCGGACAUAUUAAUUAACAAACGUAAUCCACAUAAAACAACGGACAUGUUUAAGAAUCCUAGUUUUUUACGUCGAUUAUUGUCUAAAGUAAGUCGAAUUAGAGAAUGCGAAUCAAAAGAAAGCCAGUUUUACACAAUAGAAAAAAUCUUGGAAAUGAUGUUACGCAAAUUGGCAAAUUUCGAGGAAAAUGUGGGUGAAAUAUAUGUAAGAAAGCAUGAAUUUGAAAUUGAAGAAGACAUCGUUGACAAUUCACUGAAAACUCGUAUUAAAGACAAAAUCAAAAGAUGUUGGAAUAACGUUAAAAGAAUUAUGAAACCCGUUCCUGCAGUAAAUGAUACUGUUAAUAACAAAACAGGUCCAGCGAUAAGGAAUACCGUUUCCACAACGAAAGAUGUUUAUAAUGCUUACUCAGAUGUUAAAGAAUGUAUCUCACAUGCAACCAAUCCUAAUUAUGCUAACGAGGCCAAUCAACCAGUAAUGGACCUUGUACCGGAUUGUUUUCUACAAGAAUUGGAGAAUGGAAUAAAUAUUCUACAUCCAGCUGUAGACAGUACUCUUAUAGGAGCAGGAAUGAUUUUCGAUUGUGUAUCAAUUGGACGGAAUGUACAAAAAAUACGAAAUCGCGAAACAUGCGAAGAAGCAAAAACCCUACAGGAAGUAAUAAACUCGUAUGAGUCCGACAGAAAAGAAUUUCACAAGUCAAUGCAUCAAAUUGCUGAAAAAAUCGAAAAGCAGGUAAUACCAUGCAUACUUAACAACGAGAACGCCGUGUAUCAUGAAUAUCAGAUAAGUGAGUUUAAACGCUUGAAAACAUUUUUAGGAGAUGGAUUUCAAUCCGUAUUUGAGAUCUGCAAUCAGAACGAGAACCAGAUCUCUUAGUCUUAGUGUUUACCUGACUCAUAUCAUUGGUAAUCAUGAACUAUUUAAGAUAUUGAAGUAUAAGGUGAUUUUUUAAGAAGAUAAGAAUGAAAAUUAUUCGUUUUUGAGAUGCAAUAUAGCAGGAAAUCACAUAAACAUAAACACUGAAAACAUAACAAAUAAUAAGUUCAAAAUUGUAAGCGAUAUUGUGAUUUCUUUAAAUGACAUAUUUAACAAAUCUGACUCAGGGUAAGGAAGUCUCCUUUUUUGUAAUUAACAUUUUUCUAAAUACUAUUAUUGUUUACGCCAAUGAAAGAAAUUGCCUUAUAGCGCUCUUUUGGCGGAUGUAAAAUUUCGCGAUUAAGGGGCAACCAAGUAAAAAUUGAAGGUUUCUUAUUUGGUGGAUUCUUUUUUUCAAAUUAAAUAUUUUUGCGGAUAUGGAAAUAAUUGCAGUUAAAAAGUAGA
Molecule: messenger RNA, 1683 nt
Organism: Mytilus trossulus (common blue mussel)
Lineage: Eukaryota; Metazoa; Mollusca; Bivalvia; Mytilida; Mytilidae
Exons: 2
Coding region: 49-1239 (396 amino acids)
Biological process (GO): lipid transport; lipoprotein metabolic process
Cellular component (GO): extracellular region; membrane
Molecular function (GO): lipid binding
Source: RefSeq, a predicted model, not a curated record